Messenger RNA from Pelobates cultripes (western spadefoot toad), 185 nucleotides. Lineage: Eukaryota; Metazoa; Chordata; Amphibia; Anura; Pelobatidae. The record is from the annotation of a GenBank genome assembly.
AUGCCAGAACCAGAACACACCCGAUACAACUCACACACAAGCAACAUCUCACAACACACUCCCCAAAGAAUAAGACAACCAACCAAACCAACAACAGCAAAACCACACAACAGAAACCUACAAAUCACACAAGACACCCAAAAACCCGAAUGCACUAAAUCUGACGAACUCACCACUCGACCACG